Paramecium sonneborni is the source of this 2071-nucleotide messenger RNA. The record is from the annotation of a GenBank genome assembly. Lineage: Eukaryota; Ciliophora; Oligohymenophorea; Peniculida; Parameciidae.
UUUUAAGUUUUUGUUUUAUGGAAGCAGAGCUUGAACCACCAACUCCUUAUUCAGCAAGAUUAUCAGAAAUUUCUUUGUCUGACAGCAAAAUUGAUGAUUAUCAUUAAGUAAAUAGAAUAGAAAGUAACAAUGACUUUGCUUCAUAUUUUGCAUUGACAAGAUUAACUAAAAAAAUUUAAGGUAGAAAUUAAAAAAUAAUUUAAGAUUCCUAUAUAAUGAGCAAUGAUCCAAAAGCAUAAUAUGUUAAAAAAAUAUAUUCAAAACUUAAAUGGAUACGAAAAUUAUGUGUAGCAAUAUACAUUUUGAUGACGAUUUUUUAGAAACCUAUUUGGUGUAACCCAAGAUAGUAUUCUGUAUUAUAUUUAUUUGAAAUAGAAUGAUUGUUAAUAUAAUUUUGAAUAAGAUUAUGGGAUACCAUCCUUUUUAACUUUUUAUAUACCUGUAUUGUGUUAUUAUAUAAUUGAAAUAAUUUUGAUAUUACUUAUGUUUUCAUUCAAGGCUGCAAAAUACUAUUAGCUUUAACUUAUACCACUAGAAAGAAAAGUUGUAGCAUAUUGCUUUGUAGGAAUUGGUGUUUUAAUAAUAAUAAAUGAUAUCGUUGUAAUGUCUUUUGACAAUGAUUAUUCAUAUAAUAUUUCAACUUUACUUAAACCUAUUUUUUUGAUCUUUUACAGGUACAUAAAAAUUGUAAUAUUUUUAAAGUUAGUAUUUUUUGGGAAUCAUUGAAGAUUAUGCAUUAAUUAUUUAUAAAGGAAAAGAGAUUUAUUUUAUGCUGAUAUUUUCUUAUGUAUUUUUUGUUGGUUUGGGAACAGCUAUUUUUAGAAAUUAAUCAGAUAUGUCAGAUAUUAUAUAAGAUGAAGGUAUUUGUGAUUAUACUGGCCUUCCUUUUAGUUAAAAGAAUUAUUGCACAUUUCUUAUUAUGUUUUAAUUAUAAACUACUGUAAAUUCACCAGAUAUUUAUUUACCUUAUUAUGGAAAAGUAAGUCUGGCAGUAGUUUAUUUCAUUUUAUAUUAAUUUAUAAAUACAGUUUUAAUAAUUAAUCUUAUCCUUUCUUUAUUCUAUUCAUAAUACAAAAAAUUAGUAGAGGAAAGAACUAUAAUGCUACUUGAAAAACAUCGAAAUAAAAUAAAUUAGUUUACUAAUAAAGCAUUAUAAAAAUAAAGAUAAAAUUCAAUUAAUAGUAUAUCUAAUAGUAAAUAGUAAUAAAAUAGAACAAAUACACAGAUAAUGAUCAAAAGUAUUUUAGAUAAUUGGUUAUUUAAGUCAAUUAUGUAAAUAUUGUGUAUAGCAGAUUUUUGUUUUAUUUUUUAGGAUAAUACUGAUAGAGAUAUAUAAGUUGUUAAUUUAAGUUUAAAUGCAGUAAUGUUAAUUGAAUCUAUUAUUAUUGCCAUUUUAAGAGGUUUAAGUAGAAUAUAAAAUUAUCCAAGUGUAAUAUUUGAUUUUAUAAUCUCUUUGAUUUUGGUGAUUCUUAUUCUUGCAAUCAUGACAGUUUAAAAAGACAGUCCAACUUAAGAUAUAUUAAUUAGGAUAUGCUGUUCUAUAAUGAGUUUAAGACUCUUUAGAGGAUGCUCUUGGUUAUUAAAAUCUAAAAACUUUGAAAAUAUCUUAUUUAAAAUAUUCUCUAUAUCUUCCUAUCUACUAUAACUAUUUGGAACAUUAAUUAUUUCAAUAACUAUUUUUAAUGCUAUUGGAUAAUUAAUAUUUGGAGGAAAGAUUAAUUAUAAUAGAUAACAUAUGAAUAAUUACUAAUGGGUUAACUUUAAUGAUUUUUUAUCUGGAUUUUGUACUUGCUGGUUUUUAUUAAUUGUAAACAAUUGGAAUUAGAUGUCAUACGAUUUUUCAUUAAGUCUUGAAAGUGAUUCUAUUUAUAUAUUUUUUGUCCUCUAUUACAUAAUUGUAUUUCUAUUAGCAUAAAGUGUUACUAUAGCAUUGUUAAUAGAAUAUUUGGUUACUCAUGUCAAAGAUUUAGGUUAAGUAUAAGAGGAUGAAACAUAAUCAGAAAUACCACUUAAAGAAGAUAAUCAAAAUGAGUUAUAUGUACCAUUACAAAAUAACUAAAAGGCUUAAUGA